AUGGUGGUUCUAUGGCUUUCGAUUAGAGAUUCUUCAGUUUGGGUCUCGCUUGUGGCUUUGUUGAACAUAUGGUGGCUAGUUUCGGGUCUAGGCUCGAUGUCUAGUGUUGCCGUUUCUUAUGGUGAGAAAGGUCCUGUUUUUUGUGGCUUGAAACCUGAUGGUUCACAUCGUGUGACCUGCUAUGGCUCAAAUGCUGCAGUCAUCUAUGGGACACCUUCUCGUUUCCCCUUUGUGGGUCUAACCGCCGGCGACGGCUUCGUCUGCGGGCUGUUGAUGGACUCGAACCAGCCUUAUUGUUGGGGGAGCAGCGGCUAUAUCGAAAUGGGGGUUCCUCAGCCGAUGAUCAAGGGGGCUGAGUAUGUAGAGAUCAGUGCAGGGGAUUACCAUUUAUGCGGUUUGAGGAAGCCGGUAACCGGAAGGCUUCGAGAUUAUGCUUUGGUCGAUUGUUGGGGUUAUAAUAUGACUAAGAACUAUGUGUUUGAUGGUCUGAUCAAAUCGCUGUCGGCCGGUUCGGAGUUUAAUUGCGGGUUGUUUUCUCGAAACAUGACUGUUUUGUGUUGGGGUGAUGAGACUAGUAGCCGUGUCAUUAGCUUGGUUCCUAGAGAAAUGAGGUUCCAAAAGGUUGCAGCUGGUGGAUAUCAUGUAUGUGGAAUUUUGAAUGGGUUGAAGUUGAACUCUAGUGUGUUUUGCUGGGGAAGGAGCUUGAACCUUGAGGAAGAAUUGUCGAUGCCGGUCGCAUAUUCACGUCAAGGAAAGGUCGAUUUACCGCCGAAAGAUCCGAUGCUCACGGUUGUUGGAGGGAAGUUUCAUGCUUGUGGAAUCAAGAGUUAUGAUCACAAAGUGGUCUGCUGGGGCUUCAUUGUCAGUCCAUGUACCCCGCCUCCUAAAGAUGUUAAAGUCUAUGGAAUUGCAGCUGGAAAUUACUUCACCUGUGGUGUUAUAGCCGAAAAAUCGGUUCUCCCUGUUUGUUGGGGCGUCGGAUUCCCGACCUCGCUCCCUCUCGCUAUCUCGCCCGGACUUUGCAAAGACACUCCUUGUGCACAUGGUUCCUAUGAAGUUAGUCCUGAGAAUGCACCUUGCAAGUCUCCUAACUUUCAUAUUUGUAUGCCCUGCAGCAUUGGUUGUCCUGCUGAAAUGUACCUAAAAUCGGGAUGUGCUUCGAAGGCCGAUCGAGUUUGUGAUUACAAUUGUUCUAGUUGCACAUCGGUGGAAUGCUUCUCAAAUUGUUCUUCGUUUUCGAACUCCGAUGCUGCUAACGGAAGUAAAAACGAGUGGUUCUGGUCGCUGCAAUUACCGAUCAUCGUCGCAGAGAUUGCCUUUGCCGUGUUGCUGGUGAUUAUGAUAUCGUUAACUGCGAUCUUAUAUGUUCGAUACAGGUUGCAUAACUGUCGCUGCAAAGCAAAAGAGUCGAAAUCCAUGAAAGCUAAUGAGGUUGCUUCUUGCCGAAAGGAAAACGUAAAAGUCCGUUCCGACUUCGAUGAGCUCAAGAUCAGGAGAGCUCGAAUUUUCAAUUACGAAGAACUCGAGAGGGCCACUAGUGGAUUCAAAGAAGAAUCUGUGGUUGGUAAAGGAAGUUUCUCACGCGUUUAUAAAGGGGUAUUGAAAGAUGGGACCGUUGUUGCAGUUAAAAAAGCCGUAAUGUCUUCCGAUAAACAAAAGAAUUCGAAAGAGUUCCACACGGAGUUAGAUUUACUGUCGAGAUUGAACCAUGCCCAUCUUUUGAAUCUGCUAGGAUACUGCGAAGAGGGCGGAGAACGGCUUCUUGUUUACGAGUUUAUGGCUCAUGGAUCGUUGCACCAGCAUCUUCAUGGAAAGAACAAGGACCUGAAAGAGCAAUUAGAUUGGGUCCGAAGGGUCACCAUCGCAGUCCAAGGUGCUAGAGGAAUCGAAUACUUGCACGGUUACGCUUGCCCGCCGGUGAUUCAUAGGGACAUCAAGUCCUCAAACAUUCUCAUCGACGAAGAACACAAUGCUCGAGUGGCUGAUUUCGGUCUCUCUUUACUAGGACCUGCAGAUAGUAGCAGUCCAUUAGCAGAGCUACCUGCUGGAACACUCGGUUAUCUCGAUCCGGAAUACUACAGGCUUCACUACCUCACAACAAAAUCCGAUGUCUACAGCUUUGGCGUGUUAUUGUUGGAAAUUUUAAGCGGACGAAAAGCCAUUGAUAUGCAAUACGAAGAAGGGAAUGUCGUCGAGUGGGCAGUUCCGUUGAUCAAAUCCGGAGACAUAUCUGUGGUUCUCGACCCCGUCUUGAAACCCCCUGCAGACAUUGAAGCAUUAAAAAGGAUUGCAAAUGUGGCUUCCAAAUGUGUGAGAAUGAGAGGAAAAGAGAGACCAUCAAUGGAUAAAGUUACCACUGCUUUAGAGCGAGCUUUGGCUCAGUUGAUGGGCAGUCCGUGUAGCGAACAACCGAUUUUGCCGACCGAGGUGAUCCUGGGAAGCAACAGGAUGCACAAGAAGUCUUCUCAAAGGUCCUCGAAUCGAUCGGUCUCGGAAACCGAAGUCACGGAAGAAGUCGAGGACCAAAGGUUCGAGUUUAGAGCUCCUUCAUGGAUUACCUUCCCUAGUGUAACUUCGUCUCAAAGGCGGAAAUCAUCGUUAUCGGAAGCGGAUGUCGAGGGAAAGAACAUAGAAGGAAGAAACACGGGCAACGUAGCGUACGCCGGGGACGGUUUGAGAAGAUUGGAGGAAGAGAUAGGCCCUGCAUCUCCUCAACAAAGUUUGUUCUUACAACACAAUUUCUAAACGGACCCAGAAAAUGUAGUGAAUUGUAAAAAAAUGAGAAU
Hibiscus syriacus is the source of this 2786-nucleotide messenger RNA. Its product is annotated as serine/threonine-protein kinase-like protein ACR4. The record is from RefSeq and is a predicted model, not a curated record. Gene Ontology annotation, biological process: protein phosphorylation. NCBI's taxonomy places the organism in Eukaryota, Viridiplantae, Streptophyta, Magnoliopsida, Malvales, Malvaceae. Bases 1 to 2745 code for a protein of 914 amino acids. Gene Ontology annotation, molecular function: protein binding; ATP binding; protein kinase activity. The transcript has a single exon.